Molecule: messenger RNA, 6294 nt
Organism: Eupeodes corollae
Lineage: Eukaryota; Metazoa; Arthropoda; Insecta; Diptera; Syrphidae
Gene: Syn
Product: synapsin
Exons: 14
Coding region: 877-2757 (626 amino acids)
Biological process (GO): neurotransmitter secretion
Cellular component (GO): synaptic vesicle; synaptic vesicle membrane
Molecular function (GO): ATP binding
Source: RefSeq, a predicted model, not a curated record
UUUCAGUGAAAAAUUCCUCUCGGUUGUAUUCGGUUGCAAAAAAAUAACGACGGAAAAUAAAUUUUAUCUUCCUUCAAAAAACUAAAAUUAAUUAAAAUUUUAAAACAUCCUGAAAACGGUUCUAGUACCUAAUUCCUUUAAUUUAAUUAAAAGGAGAAAUACCAUUCGUUAUAUUAGAAAAAUAUUAAUUUAGAAAAUUUUAUAUUAAAAAAAUUGGAUUUGUUCUUCCAAAGAAAUAGAAAUAAAAAAAGAUAUUAUAUCUAUACCUUCAUAGUUAUCAGUGUCGAUAAAAUAAAAAAAAAAGAUAGAAGCUGCUUUUUUGCUACUCCAAGUACAAAGGGCAGAGGUGAACACACAAAAUAAUAAAAAAAAGAAAAUUAAAACAUUUACAGCUUAUUAACAACAACAAUUUACGUUUUCCAGACAUCGAAUAUAGUCAUAGUAUCUUAUAUCUAAUCGAAGGGUCGAUCUAAUAUCAAAAAACUAAAAACAAAAAAUCAAUCAGCAAUUCUCUCAAAAACUCAAAACGAAUCUUUACUGAAAUCAAAAAUAAGAACAACAAAAAUACAAAAAGCGUUUCACAACUGAACAGCUCAUCACUGUUCGGUAGUCCGUUUUAAGUCAAUAUUAGCGCAAUAGCUACUGCUGGGUGUGGGCGAAUCUGCGCCCCGCCACCGGAAAUUAUACGAGAAAAGGAUCAAAAUGUGUGUAUUGUAAUUUGCUUUAAUGUUCCGUGUUAAUUUUACUAACCCUCAACUGGAUGAAUAUUUGUUGUUGUAUUACUGUGUAAACACGCUACUCUAACACUAUAUACACUAUACAUCAACGAAAGCUUCUUUUGUAACAUAAAUUAACCCAAAGAAAAGAAUUACAAUAAUGGAUGAUUCAGAAUCGGAAACGGAUACAGAAACAGAAACAGAUUCAAAUGAUGAAACUAAAGCCGGCACCCUGAAUUUCUCGUCGUUCAAGACCAGCUUUACUUCCAAUGUUAAUUUCCUGAAACGACGGUUCAGCUCGGGGGAUCUGUCUUCCGAGUGUGAUGACGUUGAUCCAAAUGAAUUGCCACCGGCUGCUCGGCCUCCACAAGAUCAAGUACCACCACCAUUGCAACAACAGCCAAAACCACAAAAUGCUGGACCCCCAAAUAUGCCACCUCCACCGGCACCAAUUGCCGGAUCGGUUGGACCAAGCGGACCUGUACCACCACAACCUACUACCGCAGCUCCGGACUUGGCAUUGAGUUUUGGCGGUAAGGGACCUGCUCGGGGUGUGAGUGCUCCAACAAGUCCAGCUAAAUCCAGAGAAAGUCUAUUACAGAGGGUACAGAGUUUGACAGGUGCUGCACGCGAUCAAGGAGCUUCAAUAAUUGGAGCAGCUGUGCAGAGCGCCACAAGGCCCACAUUCAACAAAGAUAAAUACUUUACUCUGCUUGUUCUGGACGAUCAAAAUACCGAUUGGUCUAAAUAUUUCCGAGGCAAGCGUCUGCAUGGUGACUUUGAUAUUCGCGUGGAACAAGCUGAAUUCAGGGAAAUUUCAUUGACCGCAAAUGCAGAGAACGGACCAGUAGUAUCAAUGGCUGUAUACCGCGGAGGAACUAGGGUUGCUCGUUCAUUUCGACCUGAUUUUGUACUAAUUCGACAACCACCGCGUGAUGGAUCUAGUGAUUUCCGUUCAACAAUACUUGGAUUAAAAUAUGGAGGUGUUCCUAGCAUUAAUUCUUUACAUUCAUGUUAUCAAUUUCAGGAUAAACCAUGGGUUUUCGCUCAUCUAUUACAAUUACAAAGACGUUUGGGUAAAGAUAUGUUCCCACUUAUUGAACAAACAUUCUUUCCCAAUCCUCGGGAUUUGUUCAGCUGGUCGAAAUUCCCGUGUGUACUUAAGGCAGGGCACUGCCAUGGCGGUAUGGCGACAGCUCGGUUAGAUAAUACUAGCGCUCUGCAAGACGCAGCCGGCCUUGUGUCGGGAUCAGUGACCAACGAUGCACAAUGCUACUGCACAAUUGAACCGUACAUCGAUGCCAAAUUUGAUGUUCAUAUUCAGAAGAUUGGCACCAACUACAAGGCUUUUAUGCGAAAGUCAAUUUCUGGCCACUGGAAGACCAAUCAAGGCUCAGCUAUGCUGGAACAGAUUGCAAUGACCGAGAAAUACAAGUCUUGGGUAGAUGAGAUCUCUGAGUUGUUCGGAGGAAUGGAAGUGUGCGGUGUAUCAGUGGUUGUUGGAAAAGAUGGACGUGAAUUCAUUAUCAGUGCUUGUGAUUGCACUUUCUCUCUAAUUGGGGACACCCAAGAGGAAGACAGGCGACAAAUUGCAGAUCUAGUUUCAUCCCGGAUGCAGAAUGUCUGCCGUCCUGCAAUGGCAACUACUAAAGUUCCAACAUCACGUUCUUCAGUUUCAUCACGUGGCGAAAGCCCAGUUGAUGAUCUUCCUCAAGCUCCAACAGGUCCCCGACCAGCCCCAAUGGGUGGCCCACCACCAAUUCCAGAAAGAUCUUCACCAGCGGUUGGAUCAAUUGGACGUCUCAGUAGCCGAAGUAGUAUUUCCGAAACACCCGAAGAAGCAGCCGCUGCUGAUAAGACGGCGGCUUCUCUAGCUUCCAAUGGACGUCGUGACUCUCAGACAUCACAAGCAUCUACUGUGUCAUCUGCUUCCAAAGUCUCACAACGUCCUCCGCAGUCUCAGACAUCGGUUGUCGAGGAUGCGGAGGAUACUAUGAAAAAUCUCAGGAAGACCUUUGCAGGGAUAUUUGGUGACAUGUAGGAAUUAGCAAAUAAGAAACGUGGAAGGACUGUCAGUGACACCAGCUCGUCCUUUUUGGGAAAACAAUUCUCCUUCUCAGCAGGAAAACCCGAUGUGAUUUCAUCGCAACCAACUAAGCCAGGAACUGUUUCGAAUAACGACUUCAGCAAUAUUGCUGAGAAUAUUUCUUCCCAAUUGGCAAAAAAUAAGGAAUCCAGUGGAGCAGGAGGAGCUCCAGUGUCGAGCAAUAGUGAUACCAGCAGCAAUAUGCCUUCCAACGUUUUACAAGCAUUUGAAGAAGAGAACAAAUACAAGCCAGUUACCAACUUUGAGCCUCAGGAGAGAAUCAAUCCUUUUGAUAAGGAUAGCAAGACAUCGGAUACCUUUGCAGCUUCUUCUAUUUACAACAAAACUUCAGCAGUUCCAGCAACCACUGCUCCUGUUCCAACAGCAAUUACCAGCAAGAGUACUUAUUCCAGCGACAUCGGCACCAAAGAGUAUUUGAAAAAGUAUGACUUUGAAAGUUCUACAGCUUCUUUGGACUCGAGAACUGAUUCGAUUGGAGGAGGUAGUGACUAUAAACCAACAACAUCUGUACCAACUCAUAGUCCAAAUGUGGCUUCUAUCUCUAGUGGUUACACAUCACAGUCGGCUUCGCAUGCUGCAAGUCCAUCUAAUGGUUAUAAGAUGGGCGAUAUAAAAUCAAGCUAUUCACGGACUGAAAGCAAUGAGAAACCUUCCGAUUUAGAUAUUAUUUUUGGAGAAAAUAAACCCCUAUCUGGUGGCAAUGGUAAAAUAACACGCUCCGGAGGUUCACUCUCCGAUGCUGAUAUUAUUUUUGGAGGACCUCCAACACGUUCAGAUCGUUUUGCAACAUCAAAAAGCAUGAGCGUUACAACCGAUAGCCGACUUAACUCCUCUUCUGUUGCUGGUGAUGGAACUGGUAUUAAAAAUUCAUACAAAAUCUAUGAAGGUAUUCAAAAUGUUGCCUUUCAAGAUUUUGAUUCGCAGUCAAUAGGCUCAACUGCAAGUGAUCAUUGGAGUAAAUCCAUUGAAGACGAUGGCGAUAUAGAUCUUAAAUAAAUUAAAUUAACAAAAAAUUAAAAAAAAAAACACACAUCAUUUAGUUACAUGUAGUAUAACCUAUAUAAUCCAUAUCCGUAUAACAACCCUGUGUCAUACAUAAAUUUUUAUUUUAGAAAAUGAAAAUCUUUUCUCCAUAUCUAUGAAUUAUUUUCAUAAAUCCAUAGAUAGUGAAAAUGGGAGAAAUAAAUAUUCAAGAAACAUGUUGUCGCCUCCAUAGUUUCCUGGUUUCAAUUCAAAUCUUUAACCCCCCAUCAUCCCUAAAGAAAUCAUUUUUAUCUCGUCUUAACUUUCAUAACUAAAACCAUAUAUAAAAAUGUAGUCAAUAGAUCCUAACCUUUAUAGUUCUCUUCAUUCUUUCCAUAAAAUUAGUUCAAAAAUAAAAUUUAACAAACAAAAAUAACUGAAAACAAAUUCCCACAGAAUUACACUUCGUGUCACAGGAAUAGGGACAAGCAUUUUUCUUUUUUUAUUUGACGAUAAUUUUCAAACCCUUAGAUUUUUUGGAUAAACCCAAAUGUGGAAUGAAUGAGGUAUGUAUUAAGUUUAUUUUAGAUUAAGUUGAUAAACACAAGUCUUAUGGCGGUUUUUCCAAAGAAGGUCAUGAAAGUACCUUAUUUUUUGUGUCACAUGAAAAGGGACAAAAUCUAAAUUUACCUAUAAGCGUGUUUCAAAUCAGAUAAAAGGAUACUGUUAUUGUUUGGGAGCUUAGUACGAGUAUUAAUUUAUUAGAAUCAAGAAGUUUGGAUAGAGGUAAAGGUCUAAUCAAGGGAGAAAUUCGAACUUUCCGAAAUCUUAGCGAAACCAUCCGUGUUAUAGCUCAUAUAUAUAGCUCAUCAUAAUUAGAAGAAGUUCAAAUUUAUUAUGCAACUACCUCAAGAACCGAGAGAGGUAUGGAAAAAACCACAAAGGAAGAGUCAAGAAAGCCACAUAAUUUCAGGAAAGGUGGUGAUAGUGAGAGCUGCUUCAAAUUCAAGGCUUUUCAUUAGUAAAAUCAAAGCAAAAUCUAGGUAAAUACUUCUCGAUCGACUGUUGUUCGGAGUACACAGAAGACCAUAUACGACACCAAGAAACGAAGAAAAAGACACCAUUAAAUGCUGCCCGAAAGGGCCAAAACCUUAAUUGGGACAAAUCACAUCAGGUGAAAUCGAGCUUGGCAUACAGUCGUCAUUUCCGAUGAAGCAAAAUUUAAUUUGGGCGGACCUGAUGGACAAAGGUGCUAUUUGCUAUUUGGUCUAAUGGUUGGGGGACAGUGAAGCUGGAUUUCAAAGUUAUAAAAUGAUGGCAAUUACUUACAAAUCGAUUCUGGAACUAGCUUUUCCACAGUUUUCUAAAUUACAUAGUAAACAACGAUGGACUUUCCAACAAGAUAGUGAACCAAUACAUCCCACUCGGACAACAAAAGCUGUGACUCAAGGACGAAAUGUGAACCGAUUACCAAGGCCCCCAUAUUCUCCUCACCUGAACAUAAUGAAAAACGUAUGGGGAUGGCUUUCAAGAAAAGUCUACCAAGGAGGACGGCAAUACCAAAAAACCGAACAAAUGAUUGAAUUUAUAAAACGCCCUUGGGCCCAAAUUUCCCUCAAUUAUCUGGCAGAAUAAUUGAAUCCAUACACCACAGGCUACUGGAAGUAACUCAGAAAUCAGGAUUCAAUAAAACCAGAAUUUACCUCAACCAUUACAUUUUUGUUUUUUUCUUUACUUUAAUGGCUGAAUCACAAACACGCUUCGGCUUCGUCUGCGUUACGAUUGGCCAUUUUUGAGGUUGCUUUGAAUGACAUUUCUAUUAUUUUAUCCCUCCAAAGAGGAAAUAUUUUGUUUGUUGACAUUUUUGUACAGCUGUUGAGCUUCAGACAAAGCAAAUGUUUAGAUAAUUGAACUAAUGGUUUAAUCACAAACACGCUUCAGCUUCGUUUGGAAACAUAUUACGUUACAUUACGUUGUUUUUCUUACGAUUGUGAAACGAAAUGCGAGGUCGAAGCUCCAUUGUGAUAGCAUGUAUUGAAUUCCUAUGACUGAAUCUGUAAACGUCAGGUGAAGCCGAAGCCGAAGCGUGUUUGUGAUUCAGCCAUAAAGGAUCUUUCAGGUAAAUUUAUAUCUUAUCCCUAUCAUGUGACACAAAAAAAAACUGGUAGUUUUUAUGAUAUUAUUUGGAAAAACCGCCUUAAAACUUGUAUUUGUCAACUUAAUCCACAAAUUUUAUUUGCACUAUAAACCUUAUACCUACCUUAUUCAUUCCACAUGUGGGUUUUCAAAAAAAAAUUAAGGCUUUGGAAAAUAUCGUCAAAUAUAAAACGGAACAAAACUUGUAACUAUUCAUGUGACACGAAGUGUAUAAAGUACCAUAUACACAUAAAUGUACGAGUAGGCAAAUGCUGAUUGAGAUUAAUAUUGAAACCUAUGAUUUAUUCGUAUUUAAAAAUUGAGGUUAAAACAAACAAUUAUAUAAUGUCAUUAACUAUAGAUAUAUAUAUA